UUCCAAAACCAUCCUCAUCCUCAUCCAAACUAUCCCCAUCUUAACUUUACUUUACCCCUCCCAAAGAAGAAAAAAAAAAGGAAAAGGAUUCCAACAUAUUUGCAUUAUACAAUUCAAAUGGAACACACAAAAAUGGAGAUGGGUUUGGUUUUGGUGGUAAUGGCCAUGCUGUGCGCAGGAGCUGUGGCACAAUCGAGUUGCACAAAUGUGUUAGUGAGCCUGUCACCAUGCCUUAACUAUAUCACAGGGAAUUCUUCGACCCCAUCUUCAGGAUGCUGCUCACAGCUUGCCAGUGUGGUGCGCUCACAACCACAAUGCCUAUGUCAGGUUCUUAGCGGCGGUGGAUCAUCACUGGGGCUCAACAUCAACCAAACUCAGGCUCUGGCUUUGCCUGGUGCUUGCGAGGUGCAGACCCCACCCACCAGUCAGUGUAACAAUGCUGCUGCUUCACCACCAACAGGAACAGUUGCGGAAUCUCCAAAUUCAGCUCCAUCAGGAACUGGAGGAUCCAAAAACCUACCCACAACUGAUAAUGGCUCAUCCAGCGGAAAUUCCAUUAAGUUAUCGAUUCCUCUGAUACUUAUUUUGGCAGCAACAUACGUGUCAACUUUCACAUCAUACUGAUUCCAUAAUCAGUUGAUUUCCCAUUUGCUAUUUUUUGCUUGUUUGCCAAUUGUCCUUGUUUAAUCAUUUGCUAUUAUUGAGUUUCCUUAUGCUGAAGGGUUCAAUCUAUUCAUUCGUGACCCCUACUGGGUUACAUAGUUUUGUAUAAUCAGAGACAUUUGUUCUCUCAUUUAUCAAUAAAAUGGGUUGUCACUUGGUUUGCUAUUAUAA
Molecule: messenger RNA, 834 nt
Organism: Glycine soja
Lineage: Eukaryota; Viridiplantae; Streptophyta; Magnoliopsida; Fabales; Fabaceae
Product: non-specific lipid-transfer protein-like protein At2g13820
Exons: 3
Coding region: 118-624 (168 amino acids)
Biological process (GO): lipid transport
Molecular function (GO): lipid binding
Source: RefSeq, a predicted model, not a curated record